UAGUACGAUAGUAUGCGCAUGCAUACUCCCAGUCGCGCGAUGAUGACUAAACAGAUAGCGGUAACAUCGGACAAUUUGUACCGUAACAGUUGAGUCAUUUUUAGUUUGGUUUGCGCGUGAUGAUUUGAUGUAGCUAUUUUUUUUUAGUUGGGAGUAAAUUUAGAAACAUUUAUUUUACUUUAGCUAAUGUGUUUUGCGGCCUUCGAAUUAAGUAAAUUAUUCCUGUUAUUGAAAAAUUAGAUUUACAAGAUUAGAUUUUCAGAGAAAGAAAGAUGUUCGAGACUCAAAGGUACUUCUUCCUUCUCCUGGAUGUCACCUGCGUUGUCCUUGCUGGACUUCCCUUUGCAGUAUUAAAUUUACAACACAACCCAUUCAAAAGAGGAUUUUUUUGCAGUGAUGACACAAUCAAGUACCCGUACAAAGAAGAUACUAUAUCUUAUCAGCUGCUAAUGGGAAUAAUGAUUCCAUUCACAUUAUUUGUAAUCAUUGGUGGAGAGUGUAUUUCUAUAUAUCUCAGAUCCAGAUCCUCCUUAAUCAAUGACUAUGUAGCCUGCACCUACAAAGCUGUUGGGUCAUUUAUUUUUGGAGCAGCAAUAAAUCAGUCCCUGACUGACAUUGCAAAGUACACCAUUGGUCGGCUGAGGCCACAUUUCCUGAGCAUAUGCAAGCCCAACUGGAGCCUUGUGGAUUGUAAAUCAGGUUACAUUCAGAACUUCACAUGUACAGGAGACAAGACAUUGGUCACUGAAGGCAGGCUUUCAUUUUUUUCUGGACAUUCUUCCUUUUCAAUGUAUUGUAUGCUGUUUGUUGCACUGUACCUGCAACUGAGAAUGAAAGCAGAAUGGGCCCGGUUGAUAAGGCCGACUAUCCAGUUCUUCUUAAUUUCAGCAUCUGUGUAUGUGGGUCUGUCACGAGUCUCAGACUACAAACAUCACUGGAGUGAUGUUCUCACUGGAUUCAUACAGGGAGCCAUUGUGGCAAUAUUUAUCGUGAUCUGCGUGUCAGAUUUCUUUAAAACCCAGCUCAAGAGGGACAAAGAGGAAAUCUCACACACCACCCUGCAGGAGACCACAAAUGAUAUGAACCACUAUGGGAGCACUGAGUGAAAAGGAGACUAAAUUGCUUGAAAUUUCAGAUCACGUCCAUUAAAAAAGGAGAGUUGACCAGGACAAACAGCUGUUUCUGAAACCUCAAGUAUAGUCAUAGAUGUCAAUAUUUCACUGGCCAAACCUACUGGAAGGUUUUAAACUGCAAAGCAACCACAACUGAAUCUGGAUUCUUCUGAAAUUGUUUCAGUUUUUCCUCUACGUAAAAUGAACUGUCCCAUUGAAAAUCCAUUUGUAAUGGAAGGUUAUGCAUAUAACUGUGGUUGUACAACUGAGUGGAGGACCCCCACAAAUAUUUCUUUCAGACCAACUGGAGUCUUUCUUGUUCUUGUUCCUUGUAGAGUGCAAAUACCAAAGUCAUCACCUUGUGACUGUGACCUCAUGUCGCUAGCUUAUAAUAUGUCUUAUCCACGCCACAUUCAUUCUGGCUAUUCUCAUCAAAUGUCAUAGAAUCAUAAGUGCAUAAUAAUUGCAUUACAUACAUACAUAAUCCUCUGUUCUAAUUCCUUACACCCCAGACUGCCACGGUGGUUUCUUUAAUAACUAGUGGAGGCUGCAUAUAAAAAUCAUCACAAUGGUUUGUAACACAUCUUGAUAGAAUACUCUGUAAGAUAAUAACAGACAGCACUCCCCAAUAGUACUGAUAUUCUUUAUUAAUGAUGAGAAGCUCUUGAAAUGUUUACACUAUUUUUGUGGUUCUGAUAUUGUGAAAUCACUUCAAGUGAAGCUACUCUACUCUAUUUGAAAAUGGGAAUCACUGAAAAUACUGAUAAUGUUCUAUAUACUGAAGAUAAGAUUCAUUCAGCAUUCUCAUAUACUGCUCUUUAUUGAGGAUAAGACUUACUCAUAUUAACAGUGUAUAGUGGGACCAAUGAAGCAACAUUCAGUCCGUAAAUUGUGGUGAAAUUAAAGGGUGAGUUCCAUAUUGCCGCUUUGCAACUGUUUGAAUGUGCCACUGAGUGGUUGGCCAUAACGUAAUGGCAUUUUUUGGAAGAAAGUACCUUUUGACUUGUGUUCAAGUAUGCCGGUUUAAUCAGAUCUUUUAUGCAAAUAUCUGUCUUUAGACAGUGAAGCUCUUGUAACCCCAGUGUCCCAAAAAGUGUCCCUUGAUUUUUGUUUGUAGGGCUACAUUAUCAUUUCCUACUGUUUCGAGUUCGGGUUGAAACACCUGCUCAACACAAGUCCAUGCGAUUAACUUUGUGCACCUGCUGAAGUUAUUGCAGUUAUUUUGUAAAUAGAUAGUUUUUUUUUUGUUUUGUUUUGUUUUUGUAUAUUUUCCAAGGGGUAUUCACUUCCACAUCUGUGGUAGGAUCUUCAGAGUCUAUAGCAGAAUUUUUUUUAGCUGAUUUUUAAAAAAAAAAUUUUUUUUAUUUGUUUCGUCUGUCUUCUUUGUACUUAGCCAUUUCCAUGAUGUACUUGGCAAUAUAUCUUUUGAGAUACUCAACACUUGUCUUAUUCUAUUCAAUUGCCAACCUUUCCACUCUGCUGCUGACUCUUCCAUCCUGCAUUUCAAGGUGCUCACUCGUAUCUUUGUCAGCAACUGAGCAUUCUGCCUAUUUAUGUUUCUGCUGCAAUACCACAGCAAAGAAGUUUACCCAUUUCUUAUGAGAUUUCUUAUUAGAUGCUAUUCGCUUGACUACCUGCUGGCACGUCAUUGCGUCAGAGGAAAGAUAAUGAAUAGGCAAUGGUAUUCUCAUAGCUUACAAGCUUCAUGCUUUGCUAUUGGCAUUACUUUGCAUUUAGGGCAAGGCUUUGAAAAGUGCUUGUUGUAUAAGUUUGUGCACUGAUCAUGCCCAUUAUCCAACUCCAUCUGGGAAAGGUAUGGGAAAAAACAGCUCACCAUUCUGCCCAAAAUACAAGAGUUUGGGAAGUUUAGAAAUUUAUAAAUUAUGAAAUUAGUUUCAUGCUGCAUGAACAAUAGACCACAUGCCUGGCUCAACAACACAAUUAAAAGGGCAGAGAAUAGUAAUAAACAGUAGAUUCCCAGGCAUGGGAGAUAGAUUAGAGUGCUAUAUUUUUGCGUCAAGUGUCCACUUCCUUGUCCAACUCCUUGGCAAAAUGAGAAUGGGAAAGAGGAGAAUGUGACAUAAUGGGGACUGUAGCUGUGUAAAGUCACAGUUAGUUUAUUACUAUUUCUACUCAGCAAGGAACAAGUACACGAAAAGACUAGGACUAGGACACUAGUUGCACUAGGACUCGGCAAGGAAACUGCUACAGUAUGGUGGUUCAGAUUGUAAGGAAGAAGGUUUCAUUUUCUCCCUGGAUUUUU
Molecule: messenger RNA, 3375 nt
Organism: Ictalurus punctatus (channel catfish)
Lineage: Eukaryota; Metazoa; Chordata; Actinopteri; Siluriformes; Ictaluridae
Gene: plpp1b
Product: phospholipid phosphatase 1
Exons: 6
Coding region: 273-1106 (277 amino acids)
Biological process (GO): phospholipid metabolic process; signal transduction; phospholipid dephosphorylation
Molecular function (GO): phosphatidate phosphatase activity
Source: RefSeq, a predicted model, not a curated record